AUAUAAUAAAUACAUGAAGGAGGGAGGGAGAGAGAGUCGCUUCUUAUAUAAGCCAAAGCUCGGCCUAUAUUUCUCGAAGAAGAAAGAAAUUUAGAAAGAAAAAUAAUCAGAGAGAGAGAGGAGAGAGAGAGAGAGGGGCCUUGGCCAUGGCAGAGUUCAACGAUUCCGUGACUGUUGAUGUGGAAACAAUCUAUCUUGGCGGAAAGGUUCCUUGACACGAGUAAUAAUUGUGUCUUCUCUGUGUGUUGAUCCAUAUAACAAGGUAUGAUCAAUAUCAUGACAAGACAUGAAUACGACACAGACAUCACAAAUUCUAUCCCUACAUAUACAACCCUUUUUUUGUUAUUUUAUUUUGAGCAUGGUGAUUUCUUCAUAAUGUUCUUUAUUUAAUUGCUUUUUGCAGGAACAUAUUAUACGAACUGGCUAUGGUUCUGUGUCUGUAAUUGUGUAUGGAGACCAAAACAAGCCAGCACUGGUUACCUAUCCUGAUUUAGCUUUAAAUCAUAUGUCUUGUUUCCAAGGAUUGUUCUUUUGUCCUGAAGCAGCUUCUUUGUUGCUCCACAACUUCUGUAUUUAUCAUAUCAGUCCUCCCGGCCACGAGUUGGGAGCUGCAGCAAUUUGCCCUGAUGACCCUGUGCCUUCUGUCGACGACCUAACAGAUCAAAUUUUUGAGGUUCUCAACUAUUUUCGGCUUGGUGCAGUGAUGUGUAUGGGGGUAACCGCGGGUGCUUACAUCCUUACCCUUUUUGCUAUGAAGUAUAGGGAUAGGGUUCUUGGUUUGAUACUGGUAUCUCCUCUAUGCAGAGCACCCUCUUGGACUGAGUGGUUGUAUAAUAAGGUGAUGUCAAACUUGCUAUAUUUCUAUGGCAUGUGUGGUUUGCUGAAGGAGUGUUUGCUUCACCGGUACUUCAGCAAGUUGUGGCAGGAAGUUCGCGGUAGUGCAGAAGUCCCAGAUUCAGAUAUAGUUCGAGCAUGCAGAAGAUUGCUGGAUGAACGGCAGAGCAUAAAUGUUCUACGGUUUCUUCAAGCAAUCAAUAGGAGACCUGACAUUACUGAAGGAUUGAAGAGAUUAAAAUGUCGGACACUUGUAUUUGUUGGAGAGAACUCUCCUUUCCAUUCUGAAGCUCUCCACAUGACCUCAAAUCUGAAUAGACGAUAUAGUGCUUUAGUCGAGGUGCAGGGUUGUGGAUCAAUGGUAACAGAAGAGCAACCACACGCAAUGUUGAUACCCAUGGAGUACUUCCUUAUGGGGUAUGGAUUGCAGAAGCCAUGUAAGUUCAGUGGCAGCCCUAGGAGUCCCCUCAGCCCAUCUUGUGUUUCCCCGGAUCUACUCUCUCCAGAAAGCAUGGGGUUGAAGCUAAAGCCCAUAAGAACCCGAGUUUCGCCUCACAUUUCAGUCCACAGUGAUAAUACUGGAUACAGUAUUUAAGUUUGUGAUUCGAUGAGUUCAUACUCUUUUUCUUCUUCCUUUUUUUUUUUUUUUUUUUU
Cornus florida is the source of this 1488-nucleotide messenger RNA. Its product is annotated as protein NDL1-like. The transcript has 11 exons. The record is from RefSeq and is a predicted model, not a curated record. Lineage: Eukaryota; Viridiplantae; Streptophyta; Magnoliopsida; Cornales; Cornaceae. Bases 506 to 1429 code for a protein of 307 amino acids.